GCUAUACCUAAGUCGCAAACCAAAACACACAUGUUGUCUUUUAAGGCAACAUUUUUCUUUAUGUCACUCACCAGCUGAUUUAUCUUAGCUCAUCCAUCAUUAUUUAUGUAAUUUUCGCGGUGUAACAUCUCUUUAGAGAUGCUCCGUAAAGUGGUGCUAGGUUCUGUCGGAGCUGCGGCUCUGAUUCCGACAAUAAAUGCAGCAUCGCCGGUAAUGGAAAAGCCCAGCGGGCCUGCGAAGCCUCCUCCGAUGCGGCCUUCCGAGCUACCGAUAUACGAAGCUCCUCAUGCAGAUUACGGAGAGUAUUUGCAGUCCAAUUCAAAUCAAGAAGAAGUUGGAUACAUAAAGUCUACUUUAUUAUCACCUGUGCGUGCGGUACGAGAGCAGGCACAGUCUCUGCUCCAGCACACUGAGUCUAUAAAGCACUCUGUACAGGAUAACUACCAUGAAUUCCAAGAUAAAAGUGAAUGGAUCGUAAAAUAUCUCAGAGAAGAGGAGAACAAGGAAGUGAGAUAUGGUGCAGUGGCAAUGGGUGGUCUCACUGGAUUUAUCUUUGGCCUCAGAGGAGGUAUCAUUAGGAGGGUAUUCUAUGCUGGUGUUGGAACCACUGCAAUGGGUAUGGUAUGUUUCCCUGAGGAGACCAAGGAAGUGCUUAAAAGUAAUUCAAACCUGGCCAAGCAGUACAUCAACAUUGCCUACAACUUCUUGUAUGGAGUGAAACCAGGUGAUCCCCAACUGGAGGUGAAAUUCCCGGAAUUGUCAUUACCAAAAAGCUUUUCGGAGUUUGUUGACAUGACAUUCUCAUUAGCUUCAUCAGUGAAGCAGGCUGUCAUGCCCCCACCCUCUAAGGACGAGGUUCCAGCGAAAGAGUCUGCAGAUUCUAAACCUUUGGAUAAACAGGACUAGGUAUCAGCAUUACUGAUAGAGUAGAUGAUUGCAGUGUAUCUGCGCUGUGAAAACUGAAGUAAGGUGAAGACCUUUUUACCGAGUUACUAACUUAUUACCGACUAGUCUGCCGCAGUGCGAUUAUGUAAUCGACAAUGUGAAAUACAAUAAAUAAAUUAUAUUUAUA
Molecule: messenger RNA, 1072 nt
Organism: Manduca sexta (tobacco hornworm)
Lineage: Eukaryota; Metazoa; Arthropoda; Insecta; Lepidoptera; Sphingidae
Exons: 8
Coding region: 139-906 (255 amino acids)
Biological process (GO): cristae formation
Cellular component (GO): MICOS complex
Source: RefSeq, a predicted model, not a curated record